Musa acuminata AAA Group (dessert banana) is the source of this 3078-nucleotide messenger RNA. RefSeq lists its product as uncharacterized. The transcript has 7 exons. The record is from RefSeq and is a predicted model, not a curated record. Gene Ontology annotation, cellular component: mitochondrial inner membrane. NCBI's taxonomy places the organism in Eukaryota, Viridiplantae, Streptophyta, Magnoliopsida, Zingiberales, Musaceae. Gene Ontology annotation, molecular function: S-adenosyl-L-methionine transmembrane transporter activity; calcium ion binding. The coding region runs from base 267 to 2672 and encodes 801 amino acids. Gene Ontology annotation, biological process: transmembrane transport.
AUCGUGAUAUUUCUACCCGCUUGUUUUUUAUCUCAUUUUGUCGCCUCAUCUCGGCUUCAGCGUCUCUCCGCCAUUUCCAUCGUCGCCUCGGCUCUCCUCCUCCGCCUCUUCCUUCACUCAAACCCUUGCUUCCCUGCGUCGGGUCUGAUGCCUAUUGGAGAAGCAUCGUGCUUCUGUUUCGGGUCGCGUGAAUCUUAUCGGCCGCGCCGGAAACCCUAGUGUCAGUCCCGCCCUAAGUCCUUUUUUCUUUCCCUUUUUGUCUCCCGAUGGUCUACGGCCAGGAUCCGUCGGAAGCACUACUCCAGGCCGUCCGGGACGCACUCUCCCCGCUGGAGUCGGCGGUCCUGCGCGCCGCCAGGGAUCUGGAGUCCCAGUGGCUGAAUUCGAGGGGCGAGUGCAAGAAUGCGGAGCCCCCGACGAGCUGCCAUGGAUUGGCGAAACCGAAGUUGAGACAAGCUGUGGCUGUGUCCGUCGUGGCUUCUGAGGAUAGGAAAAAGGGCCCCAUUAAGUCCUUUCUUGGUGCUUUGUUUCCGAAUUGUUCCCGCGGGGAUGGCGUCCGUGGUCGGACAGGGAAUUCAUCCAAUAAAGGAAGAGGAGAAGACGAUAAAGAUAAAUCUCGCGUGAAUUGCUCGCCCUUUGCGGCUACUUGGUCACUUGUUGUUAACAGCUUUCUUCAGGCGUGUCCGCGACCACUUAAAUCAGUUAGGAAGUGUUUCGGGAAUCAAUGUCGAGAGGAUGACUCCCUCUCUGAGCCUCGUCGUGGUAAAACUGCAAGGAGAGGAUCAUACAAGGUCGCAUAUUGGGAUAAAACCGAUAAAUCAGCUUCAGUUGACGGAGAAACGUUGUCACUUGAGUUAAUUUUUUGCUUUGCAUUGGACAGUUUAGUUCAGAAUCUUCAGAUGUUAAAUUUGAGUCACCAGAGGAGCAGCGCUAAGAAAUAUGAUCAGCCAGGGGCUUCUGAUUCUUCCUGGCCUCCACAGUUUGAUCACUUGAAGACAAUCGAGGGGUUAAUUAAUGGAAAGAAAGCAGAUUUUGAUGGAGUUCUUUCAAAUUUGGGUUUUGCAAGGGUUGGAGGGGCUCCAGCUAGCUUUGUGGGAGCCACUUCAUCUGUGAAUACUGAGGGUGCGAGUCAUGCCAAUUGUGAUGAUAAAGAAGAGCCUAUGAGUAGAUCACCGCAGAAGGUUGCCAGUGGGUUGCUGAACAUUCCAUUGUCAAAUGUCGAACGCUUAAAAUCAACACUCUCCACUGUUUCUUUGGCUGAGUUGGUCGAGUUCAUGCCUCAUUUAGGGAGGUCCUCGUCUGACUAUCCUGACAAGAAGAAGUUGUUCUCAGUUCAAGACUUUUUCCGUUACACCGAGGCAGAAGGAAGGCGGUUUUUUGAGGAGUUGGAUAGAGAUGGUGAUGGCCAAGUUAACCUCCAAGACUUUGAAAUUGCAAUGAGAAAGAGAAAAUUGCCAAGGAGGUAUGCCAAAGAUCUUUUGCGGCGUACUAGAAGCAACUUGUUUUCAAAUUCAAUUGGAUGGAAACAAUUCUUGUCCUUGAUGGAGCAGAAGGAGCCAAAAAUUCUUCGAGCUUACACAACCCUUUGUCUUAGCAAGUCUGGAACCCUUCAAAAAAAUCAGAUUUUGACAUCAUUGAGGAGUGCAGGACUUCCUGCCAGUGAAGAUAAUGCCAUUGCUAUGAUGCGUUAUCUCAAUGUAGACAGUGAGGGAUCAAUUUCGUACAGUCAUUUCCGCAACUUCAUGCUUUUGCUUCCAUCGGAGAGACUUGAAGAUGAUCCUCGGAACAUCUGGUUUGAGGCAGCUACGGUGGUAUCUGUUCCCCCACCAGUGGAGAUAUCCACUGGGAGUGUUUUAAAGUCGGCUUUGGCGGGAGGUCUUGCAAGUGCACUUUCUACUUCUGUGUUGUAUCCUGUCGAUACAAUGAAGACACGUGUACAAGCAUCAACCCUUUCAUUUCCAGAGCUUGUUGCGAAGCUACCAGAAAUUGGGUUUCGUGGAUUAUACAGGGGUUCUAUUCCAGCAAUCCUUGGGCAGUUUUCAAGCCAUGGAUUGAGAACUGGUAUUUUUGAGGCAAGCAAGCUUGUGCUGAUUAAUGUUGCACCAACACUCCAAGAGCUUCAGGUGCAAUCUAUGGCAUCCUUUUGUAGCACGAUCUUGGGAACAGCAGUUCGAAUCCCUUGUGAGGUUUUGAAGCAGCGACUACAGGCAGGCAUCUUUGACAAUGUAGGAGAGGCAAUUGUAGGUACUCUACAUCAAGAUGGCUUGAGAGGUUUCUUUCGCGGGACCGGUGCCACACUUUGCCGUGAAGUCCCUUUUUAUGUUGCUGGAAUGUGUCUAUAUGCAGAAGCCAAAAAGGCUGCACAGAACAUUCUCAAUCGAGAUCUGAAACCUUGGGAGACUGUUGCGGUGGGGGCUCUGUCAGGUGGGCUUGCUGCUGUUGUCACUACUCCGUUUGAUGUGAUGAAGACGAGAAUGAUGACAGCACCCCAGGGCUUGCCGGUAUCGAUGUCAAUGGUGGCUUUCUCGAUUCUUCAACAAGAGGGCCCUUUGGGGCUUUUCAAGGGAGCUGUUCCCAGGUUCUUCUGGAUAGCACCUCUGGGUGCCAUGAAUUUUGCUGGAUACGAGCUAGCGAAGAAGGCAAUGGUCAAGACAGAACCCAUCUCCGGGUAAGGUACACCCACCCUUUCCGGUUUUCUUGUUUUUGGUACACACGUGAACCACCAGGCUGGGCAACUAACUAACUCCCUUUUUGAGCGGCCUUAAAAUUCAUGUACUACCCUCUCCUCUGCAUGUUACUCGUCCACCUUCCUCUUUGCCGUCUUCUUUUUUGCAUUGAUUUAAGGGAGGGUAAAGUUUUCGUUCUCUCUUUUCUUGGUAAAAUCCAUCAUCAGCUUAGAAGAAGGAUUAGCAAGACACUUUACAGCAUCCAACUUUUGUCAUCUGUGUAUAAUUGCUGCCUCAAAGGGAAUCUUUUUGAUGUGCUCUGAGUCAGUACACACUUGAGAUUGUAUGCUAACCACAGAAAAAUUGGUCGAUGAUCCACAAGCAAAACUGGAUGAAUGAACCAUCUUUUUGA